AUGUCACCGAUCUUGAUCAUCGGCGCCACACGCGGGCUCGGCGCCGCCCUGAUCAAACGCUACGCUGAGCAGCCGGGCUACACCGUCUACGGCACGACACGUUCAUCCCAGGCGCCAGCCGAUUUUCCUCCGCAGAUCAAGUGGCUGCCGGACAUUGAUUUGACGGAACAGUCAGUCGGCUCGAAACUUGUAAGCCUCCUUGGCGGCGCACAGCCGCUAUCGGCCGUCUUUGUGACUGCGGGCUACUUCACGACGGAGGACCUCAGCGCCGAUAAGGGACCCAACUGGGCCGAAGAGCAGCGCAUGUACACGACAAGCGCCAUUGCACCCGUCUUUCUUGUGCAUGCGUUGACGCACGCGGGGCUACUGCGCAGUGGGGCCAAGCUUGUGCUUGUGUCUUCUGAGAGCGGAUCCAUUGGACUGAGGCAUGAGGUCGAAGGUGGCGGCAACUACGCCCAUCACGCAAGCAAGGCGGCGCUGAAUAUGGUUGGCAAAUUGCUGAGCCUUGACCUCCGGGAGAGGGGCGUCAUCGUCAGCAUUGUGCACCCGGGCUUCAUGCGCACCGAGAUGACGGCCGGUGUGGGGUUCGACAAGUACUGGGACGAAGGCGGCGCCGUCACACCCGAGGAGGCGGCGGCGAGCCUUGCUCAGUGGACCGACGGCUUAGAUAUCAGUAAGACGGGAGAGUACUGGGCGCCCAGAGGACCACGCGACAUUGGUACGGCCGAGGCGGCGCUUGGCAAGGGCUUGCCCACGCCGUUGCAGUUGCCGUGGUAA
Messenger RNA from Verticillium alfalfae VaMs.102, 777 nucleotides. Its product is annotated as oxidoreductase. Gene Ontology annotation, molecular function: oxidoreductase activity, acting on the CH-OH group of donors, NAD or NADP as acceptor. Bases 1 to 777 code for a protein of 258 amino acids. NCBI's taxonomy places the organism in Eukaryota, Fungi, Ascomycota, Sordariomycetes, Glomerellales, Plectosphaerellaceae. The record is from RefSeq and is a predicted model, not a curated record. The transcript is spliced from 2 exons.